Messenger RNA from Spizellomyces punctatus DAOM BR117, 1807 nucleotides. RefSeq lists its product as uncharacterized. The record is from RefSeq and is a predicted model, not a curated record. Lineage: Eukaryota; Fungi; Chytridiomycota; Chytridiomycetes; Spizellomycetales; Spizellomycetaceae. The coding region runs from base 17 to 799 and encodes 260 amino acids. The transcript is spliced from 6 exons.
UUUCAAAACAGACAAUAUGUCGGAUCGCCUGACAAGUGCAUUACCUGUCACAAUUCCUAAUCUCCGCUCUUAUCCGGAGACCCGUUCUGCACCUCUGCACCCUCCCUGGCGAAAUGGUAAUAAUGCGGCCGGAAAAGAGCAUUCAUCUGUGUCAAAGGAGAGCGACUUGAGUGCUGGAACGAGGAGUGUUUUAAAGUCCAUGAUGAGAUCCUCCAAACUCUCACAAUCUCAACAGCGAUUCCUUGACAGCUUCCUCCAAGGCGGUGCCCCUCUUCCAGCUACACCCACCCCCGGCAUGUCUUUCCGCCCAUCCGCGUCUGCAUCCUCGCCCGUAUCACACGACAAGAUCACUGUCUCCCGAACGCAUCUUCCACCGACUCAUCGUCCUCAAAUCCGAACACUAGGCCAGAUUGCGCAAACAGAUGCGUUUGAGAUUGAGAGGUACCGACCAACACCUAAAAAGAAUUAUGCACUUGAAAAGGACCGUCUCCAGACGUUGAUGGCAACAAACGGACACACUUCUCCUGCUGCAGAGUCAGAUAUCUAUUCCGAAACACAACCCAACAAACGAACAAGCCGACAUCACGAGGAUGAGAACGAUGAUGUCUUGGAUGAAUUUGACAUGGUCAUGAAGGAGAUUGAAGACAGACGGCAAUGGUUAGAUGACAUGAUAGCCCUUGGACAUGGAGAAAAAUUCAAAAGGCAAAUUCAAACAGAGAUUGCACAGCGAAUCAAACGGCUGGAGCAGAUUGAUCGUGAACGGACACUUGCUGCUAGAAUACCCACGACGAGAACAUGACAAUCCUUGUUUAAAAUACUGCGUGCAUGCAACUGGAAACCAACGACGGCAAGAAACUUGGCGGUGAUUGACCGGUGCUUUUUAUUUUAUACAAGUUUACAAGUAAUUCAAUGGUGGCGCUUUUGCGUUAUGAUACAACCAAGAAUACACAGCUUCUGCCAACACUUCUGGUAUAUUGACUCCUGUACAGCCUGUCUCCUUAAGCGUAGACCAAGUAGCGGUAGUGCUUUUCCUUCUUUUCAUCUCCUCCGUAAGGCACGAAUGCGCCGUCGAGAUGCUCCGCAACCUUUGCCGGCUGCACACUGUUCUUAAUGUGAGCCUGAGCAAUGUACAAUGGCCGUCCGUCUGACUCGCGACCUCCCUCGACAAGUUUCAAGCCUUGGGUAUUCUUCAAGUGGCCCUCACCAUCAACCCACUUGACCGCAUUCUCAUAACCGAGAAGGAUCUCGUACUUGGGCACGAUGACUUCUUUCCCGCCGUAAGCAAUACGAGCACCCUCUUUCAUAUCCUUUGAAAUCUUCCCAAUGUGGACACCCUUGUCGUAGUAGGCUCGGGCAAUGUAUAGCGGAGUUCCAUCCGAUUCUUGGCCGCCUCGGAUAGCCCCUUGAGGAAUGUUGUUGCCAUCGGUGAGGAUCCAGGUGACAGGAGGGAGAGGGCGGUUGUUCUUGAUCGCCUCGAGGUACUCUCCCUGGCGGCGACGAGCAUCUUGCUCCCAGUUCGAGGCGCCCCAGGCGGUUUCGGCCUUGUCCUCCUUGGCAUCAUUGUACUUGUCCCAGGCAAAGGCACCAAUACCGACUGCAGCAGCAGUUCCCAGAAUUCCACCGCCAAUCUUCAAUUGAUCGUCGCUGACGUGGAAGCCACCAAUGUCGAAGCCAUCCUUCUUUUGUUUGCGUGGGUCAUCACUAUUUUCAGGUACAACGGCGGGAAUGGAGCCAUAACCUUGUUGGUUUUGCUGUCCAUAACCGUAGCCUUGCUGCUGCUGGGGCGGUUGUUGCUGAUAUUGCUGCU